Postia placenta MAD-698-R-SB12 is the source of this 1521-nucleotide messenger RNA. RefSeq lists its product as hypothetical. NCBI's taxonomy places the organism in Eukaryota, Fungi, Basidiomycota, Agaricomycetes, Polyporales, Adustoporiaceae. The coding region runs from base 1 to 1521 and encodes 506 amino acids. The record is from RefSeq and is a predicted model, not a curated record. Gene Ontology annotation, molecular function: iron ion binding; heme binding; monooxygenase activity. The transcript is spliced from 13 exons.
AUGGACCAUCAGAUCAUUGUCUCGACUCUCGCCCUGUGCUUGGCCUUUAUCUUGGUCUAUUUCAGCAUCUUCGAGCGACAUGACCGUCUACCUCCUGGCCCGAAACCUCUUCCUUUUCUUGGAAACAUCUUGCAAUUUCCUGCUAAAUACAAGGAACGAACGUUCGUUAAGUGGGGCAACAUCUAUGGGGACAUUGUCUAUGCGCAUUUUUUGCGAACUCCAAUCAUCAUUAUCAACGCCCAUUGUGUUGCACAGGAUAUCCUUGACAAGAAAAGCUCCAUAUAUUCAGAUAGACCCAAUGUGGCCGUGCUCUCUGACAUGACUGGGAUGAACAUCAGCCUCCCCGCAUUACCCUACGGGGAGCAAGCGCGCAAGCAGCGAAAAUGGUUCCAGCAUGCCGUAGCGAGCAAAAGUACCCUCAAGCAGUACCAGCCUAUCCAACGUAGGGAGACCCUCACUCUCUUGUCUGGACUAUGUGAGAAUGCGGGUUCUUUGAGGCUACAUAUCAAUCGCUUUGCGGCGGGUAUAUUAAUGGAGAUCAGCUACGGAUACACCAUUCGAUCCCUUGAUGAUGUCUAUGUGCAUUUGGCCAAUCAGGCUAUGGCGGGAACACUCGAAUGCGGCUAUCCGGGGCUUAUGCUAGUGGACUUCAUACCAUUAUCUCUUUUGAAACUGCUCCCCACGCGUAUUCCUGGCUAUCUUGGGUGGUUCAUACGUACGGCAUCCGUGAUCAAGGGAGCCUCGGUACUCUUGCACGAUACUCCCUAUAAUAUGGUGAAGUCUGCAAUAGCCUCUGGAAACGCCCGCCCAUCCUUGGUUUCCUCUCUUUUAAGUGACAACGACAGCGACUCAGACGAAUUGGAUGCACAAGACGAGAUAGACAUAAAAGCGACGGCCGCCAGCAUUUAUAGCGCUGGCAUAGAGACGAUGUUAUCGGUUCUAUCCAGCUUUUUGCUCGCGCUACUGCUGCAUCCUCGUGUUCUCCAGAAAGCUCGGGAGGAACUGGAUCAGGUGGUAGGGACCGAACGUCUGCCGGACUUUGACGAUAGAAAGCAUCUCGCCUACAUGGAAUGUGUGUUACAAGAAGUAUACAGAUGGGCAUGCCCUGCCCCCGUCACCAUGCUUCACAAAUUGGCUGUGGAUGAUGAGUAUCAAGGCUAUCAUAUUCCUGCUGGUGCAUCAGUGGUGGCUAAUGCAUGGGCAAUGACUCGCGAUGUGCGGACUUACGUCGAUCCAGAAGUCUUUCGGCCUGAGCGAUUUCAAGACCUACCGGUGGGGGCUAAAGAUACAAUGGAUCCGCGUUGCUAUAUGUUCGGGUUUGGGCGUCGCGUGUGCCCCGGAAAGCUCUUAGCGGAUAGUAGUCUGUGGCUGGCUAUGGCGAGUAUUAUCUCCACGUUUGACGUAGUUCCUUCUCGGGACGCUCGAGGUCGGCAAAUAAUCCCAGAGGCCACUUGGGAAUCUGGUAUAAUCAGACAACCUGUAAAAAUAUCCACCCACGGUCGCAGAAGAGUCUUGAGCUGA